AUGGGGACUAGCUACCGCUACUCAGCGUGGCAAGCUACGCAGAACGGAACCACGAUCUCCGGUCCAAGGAAAUUGCACUACGGCAAUUGGUUCACCGCAACAGCGCUUGGUGACUCGGAUGCACAGGUUCUUCCAAUUGUGAACACGACAAAUCUCUCUGGGUAUGCGAUCUACUCUGGCAAGCGCCAUCGGCCAGAGAUAAAGAGCAUUGUGCUGGUGAACAUAGAGGACUUCAACUCGACAUCAACUCCUGCAAGUCAGAGAUCAGGUGUGGACUUCACCCUGCCAGAGGAGCUUUGGGGCAAAAACUGCAAGGCAAUAUUGAGGUGUCUGACCGCAGCAGGUGCAGAGGUUCGAGAUGGAAUUACAUUUGCUAGUCGCACGGUCGCGCUAGAUGGAACUGUAGGUGGUCAUGAGUCGAAGGAGCCGGUCACUUGUAGUUUCGUGACCGUGAAGGCAGGCGAAGCGGUUCUCGUGACACUAGGAUAG
Messenger RNA from Ascochyta rabiei, 489 nucleotides. RefSeq lists its product as uncharacterized. The transcript has a single exon. Lineage: Eukaryota; Fungi; Ascomycota; Dothideomycetes; Pleosporales; Didymellaceae. Bases 1 to 489 code for a protein of 162 amino acids. The record is from RefSeq and is a predicted model, not a curated record.